Etheostoma cragini (Arkansas darter) is the source of this 1772-nucleotide messenger RNA. RefSeq lists its product as uncharacterized. The transcript has 6 exons. Bases 370 to 1080 code for a protein of 236 amino acids. NCBI's taxonomy places the organism in Eukaryota, Metazoa, Chordata, Actinopteri, Perciformes, Percidae. The record is from RefSeq and is a predicted model, not a curated record.
GUUUGUUAAGUCACCUCUGACCUCAGGUGUAGCUAGCUAGCUAACUACUUUCCAUGGAGCAGGACCUACUUGUGCUGGACCUGUGAGGGAGAGCCAUAGAAUGAAAAUGGGAUGUACCAGCUAUAUAUAUUAACCAAUCAGAAACGAGACGGUUGUACAUUUAAACUAACGUUUGUCAAAGUGAAAGAUACCGAGGAAGUGCGCAGUAGAAGGACAUAAGUGGAAGUUUUGGCUCUGGGAUGUAUCAUUAGUGCGCUGGUUACGGUUAAAUGGCUUAACGCCAUCAUUGCUAUUUAUAACUCUGGAGACUUUUGUCCUUCCUUGACAGUUGAACAUUACUCGGUUUUAAGUCGAGAAGUGACGCUUGAAAUGCAUUUUCUUGGCAUUGCCUUGCUAAUGUUAUGCGACCUAUCAAUGGGUUAUCCUGUACCUAUAGAUACCAUCAUAGUGCAGGUCCAGCAGUGGGGCGUGGUGGGUGCUCAGCAGGUCGAGCAGCAGGUCCUUCUCAAUGGAGUCUCUCUUACUGGCAAAAACCAGGAAGUUGAAAGCAUUAUCCAAACCAUGUCCGCUGAAGCACAACUUCCAACUCUAAUCGGUAUCAACCAGACUUCAGUUCUAAGAAAUCACAUUGUCCUUCGUUCUCGCGAAUGCAUACUGGAGGGGUCUCAGCUGCACUGGACCGACCGAGUGUUCUAUGAUGGGAAGGUCUAUCUGACUCUGAACCACUCUGACACGUGGACAGCCCAUGUACCGGAAGCACUGGCCUUUAAAGUGCUGUGGGACCAGGAAGAGAAGAGGCUAAAGACGGCGAGGACCCCCCUUCAGGAGGGAUGCAUCAAGCUGAUGAGAGAACUGAUGCUUUCUGAGGAGCAGUCAGUUCCAGAAAUUCCUUUGCCUCAGUUUCUGAUCCCAAUCUUGGCGCUCCUGGCGUUUGUAGGAAUAAUCGUAAUCAGCCUCCUUCUCUUCAAAAACCAGGGUUCGCGACACCCUGGAGGUGUUAUUGGCUCGAUCAUACAUUACCCUAAAGACAUGACUGAAACAGCUCCAGACAUAAAAGCCAGUGGUUACCAUACCUUGUAAUUCAAUGCUCCAGCUCAUGAACAGGGUCACGUUGGAGCUUUUUACUACAUUUCUACUGUUGAUUGUCCACUUACUGAUUUAACACUUUGAAUUCCUUCUGUGUAUGAACAGUGUUGCGCCAUGAAUGUAACCAAAACCUUUGUUAAAAUACCAACAGCCCACUGUGUGAAAUGCAUGUGAUCUGGAUUCCAGACCACAUUAUUUUAUGCACUUUAAUACAUGUAUCCCACUUUACACUGAAUUUACACUUUUAUUGCAUAUCAUUUUUGUAUUUGUGCAUAUAUAAAUACUCACAUACACAAAGAAAUGUAAACAUGAUUGCUGUCUUUUAAUAUUUGCUGGACUAAGCUAUUCAGGGACCACUUAUGUAAGAAAUGACAAUGUUCUAUUUCAAGCAAGUAUCUAAUGCAAAUUAAGACAGACUGUCACAGAUUGUCUUGUUGUCUGUAGAAAAGGCCCUGCUUAAAGUCUUUUGUUUUGCCACUGAUAGACCAAUCACACCUGAGCUCUACCAAACACUGGAUGGACUACUCUAAGUGUGUCCAGUUAUCCAAAGGGUCAGAUUGUGUUGGUUGGUUUAGAGAUACCAUCCUUAUGGUUUUAAUAUUUCUUUAUUAUACUGUUACAUUGUUGGGACUUUCUAUUCAUGUAAACUUUAAGAAAUCGUUACAUUAAAGAUUUUAUGGAAUGUU